Pedinophyceae sp. YPF-701 is the source of this 1803-nucleotide messenger RNA. Lineage: Eukaryota; Viridiplantae; Chlorophyta; Pedinophyceae. The record is from the annotation of a GenBank genome assembly.
AUGGGAAAGCGGCGCAAGAGCGGAGGGGAGGACGUGGGAGGAGCGAAGAGGACGCCAGCGGGAAGGAAGACGACGGAGGCCGGUCCUGCUCGGACCAGGGGGGCGGCGUUGGAGCUAGGCUCAGCAUGGGUGAAGGAGAGCGAGGACGGAAUGGAGGUCGAAGUGAGACUGACGCGUGGGGAGCAGCUGCUGGUGCAGGGACGCGCUGCGUUGACGGUCAUCCAGGGCACGGCCUUCACACACGGCGCGAGAGUCACGGCGGGGAACACCGUGACCGUGACCGCUGAUCCACGCAGCGGGGCCUGGCUGGAGGUCACGGCGCGCAGCUCCCCCGGCACGCGCGGAGAAGACUCAAACACCCCGGCGCCCACACUCGACCAAGACAGACUCGAAACCCCCCGGGAACUAGGACCGGAGCACCCGCACCUGCACGUCCGCCUCGAGCCGGCCCAGCCCCGCGCGGACACCGACCCCCGCGGAUUCCAGUGGGCCGUGCAGCGCCCCGAUCGAACGCCGCAGAGCACAAGCAACGUCGCCCCUGGCCGCGCCCCCGAGCCCGCGUCACGCACCGCGGGGGGCUCCGCGAGCGCGCUCGGCGCUGGCGCCGUCGCAGGACACGUCUUCGGCAACGACGCGUGGACGCACGGGGUGAUUUGCGACGAGGCGAUCGCGACUGCGGUGGCAGACACUACGCAGCCCGCUCGGAUCGCCGUCGUGGGGCCGAAGGGCGUCGGGAAGUCGUCGCUGUGCCGGCUGCUGGCGAAUAGGCUUCUGGCGACGCAGGGCGCGGUGGCGUGGCUCGACACGGACUGCGGGCAGCCGGAGCUGACUCCCCCAGGGUGCUUGUCGUGGACGCUGCUGACAGAGCCGCUCUUCGGACCCCCCCACCUGCAGCAGCGCCGGCCGGACGCAGCCUUCUUCGUCGGCGACACGUCGCCGCAGCACGACCCCAUGAAGUACGUCCGGGCUGUCGCGGCCCUGGCCAAGCACCACGCCGCGGUCGCGCCUUACGCGCCACUGGUCAUCAACACCCACGGCUGGGUCCGCGGGAUGGGCCUUGACCUCCUGGCCGACGCCCUCGACGCCGCAUUCCCUUCGCUCGUCAUCGCGCUGGAUCCGCCGGACUCGAGCAAGCGCAACGCGAACCUCGACGCCGUCCUCGCGACCCAGGCCGCACGGCCGCACCGCAGCGUGACGCGCGUGCUGGGCUGGGCGCCGCAGGACCGGCCCGGCGCGGCGGCGGCCGAGGUGUCCGAGCCGUCGCCCGAGGCCUCGCGGGCCGCGGGCGUCGCGGUGUGGCUCGGGGCGUGCGCGGGGAUGCGCGGUCCGGCGGCGGUGUGCGGCGGGGACGCGGGCGGCGUGGCGUGGGACGCGGUAGCGCUGGCCGUGCUCGGCGCGACGCCCGUUGCGGUGACCGGGGGGUCGCAGGUCAAGGUGUGGAACGUGAUGGACGACCGGGAGGUGGAGCCGCACCAGCUGCGGGGCCUCGCGGGCGCGAUCGUUGGUCUCGGCACUAGCGACGUUUGCGGCAGCGAUCUGACGGCGUCGGCGGGCCUGGCGCUCGUUCGGAGCGUCGGGCCCGGCGGGCGGCUGUAUUUGCUGACGGACGUCGCGCGGGACGUGCUGGCGGAGGUGUCGGUGCUGCUGGUGGGGAGGCUGGAGGCGCCGCGGCAGCUGCUGCGGUCGGGCGACGGCUGCAGCCCGCACCUGUGCAUGCACGUGCUGUCGGGGGCCGGCACGGGCGCCGCGGCGCAGCGGAGCCGGUCGGGUGUGCAGCGGCCGCGGUUGGCCGGGAAAAACUGA